UGACAUUUCAGCCAAGCCAGACGAGAGAGAGGGAACAGUGCGAGUACCACACACACACAACAAAAAAAAAAGGGGGAAGGACGAUUUUCUUUAAAAAAAACCAUAUCCUGGAAGCCUGCUGUGUUCGUUCAGAGAAAUCACCAUGCCAAAAUCAGGAGACACGAAGCAGGAGGAUGUGUCCACCGCCAUACUUCAACAGAAACAUCGGCCAAACCGACUCAUUGUGGACGAGGCCAUUAAUGAUGACAGCAGCAUCGUGUCACUGUCCCAGGUCAAGAUGGACGAGCUGCAGCUUUUCCGGGGCGACACUGUGAUGCUGAAGGGGAAGAAGCGGCGAGAGACGGUCUGCAUUGUCCUGUCGGACGAGACCUGCGCAGAGGAGAGAAUCCGCAUUAGCAGGGUGUCUCGGAAUAACCUACGUGUCCGGCUGGGUGACGUCGUAAGUAUUCAGGCAUGCCCCGAUGUGAAAUAUGGAAAGCGAAUUCACGUAUUACCCAUUGAUGACACCAUUGAAGGACUAACAGGGAACUUGUUUGAAGUUUAUCUGAAGCCCUACUUUCUGGAGGCUUAUCGACCUGUACACAAAGGAGACAUCUUCUUAAUCCGAGGCGGGAUGCGAGCUGUUGAGUUCAAGGUGGUGGAAACUGACCCAACGCCCCACUGCAUUGUGGCCCCUGACACAAUUCUCCACUGUGAGGGAGAGCCAAUCAAACGAGAGGAUGAGGAGGAGAACUUGAACGAUGUCGGCUACGAUGACAUCGGAGGAUGCCGCAAACAGCUGGCGCAGAUCAAGGAGAUGGUGGAGCUGCCCCUACGACAUCCGGCCCUCUUCAAAGCCAUCGGAGUGAAGCCUCCUCGUGGGAUCUUGCUGUACGGACCUCCAGGGACUGGGAAGACACUAGUUGCUCGGGCUGUGGCCAAUGAAACUGGAGCGUUUUUCUUCCUCAUCAACGGUCCUGAGAUUAUGAGUAAACUAGCCGGCGAGUCUGAGAGUAACCUGAGGAAGGCCUUUGAGGAAGCUGAGAAGAACGCGCCGGCCAUUAUCUUCAUCGAUGAACUGGACGCCAUCGCUCCAAAGAGAGAGAAGACUCAUGGAGAGGUGGAGCGUCGCAUUGUCUCUCAGCUCCUGACCCUAAUGGAUGGAUUGAAGCAACGCUCUCACGUCAUUGUAAUAGCAGCAACCAAUAGGCCGAACAGCAUCGACCCGGCACUCAGGAGAUUUGGUCGUUUUGACCGGGAGAUUGAUAUUGGAAUUCCUGAUUCCAUUGGGAGACUUGAGAUUCUGCAGAUUCACACUAAGAACAUGAAGUUGUCGGAUGAUGUGGAUCUUGAGCGGAUCGCCCACGAUACCCACGGGCAUGUGGGUGCAGACUUGGCAGCUCUCUGCUCCGAGGCGGCACUGCAGGCCAUUCGCAAGAAGAUGAGCAUCAUCGACCUGGAGGAUGAGACGAUCGACGCGGAUGUCCUCAACUCAAUGGCGGUGACAAUGGACGACUUCCAGUGGGCCCUGGGCCAGAGUAACCCGUCUGCUCUCCGGGAGACGGUGGUGGAGGUGCCGACAGUCACUUGGGAAGAUAUCGGAGGCCUGGAUGAGGUGAAGCGUGAGCUCCAGGAGCUGGUGCAGUACCCGGUGGAGUAUCCAGACAAGUUCCUGAAAUUCGGCAUGACCCCCUCUCGUGGUGUCCUGUUCUACGGUCCCCCUGGUUGUGGCAAGACUCUACUGGCCAAGGCGAUAGCCUGCGAAUGUCAGGCAAAUUUUGUGUCCAUCAAAGGGCCGGAGCUGCUGACCAUGUGGUUCGGGGAGUCAGAGGCCAAUGUGCGAGAUGUGUUUGACAAGGCGCGACAGGCUGCCCCGUGUAUCUUGUUCUUCGAUGAGCUGGACUCCAUUGCGAAGUCUCGUGGAGGGAACGCGGGCGAUGGGGGAGGAGCGUCCGACAGGGUCAUCAAUCAGAUCCUCACAGAAAUGGACGGCAUGUCAGACAAGAAGAACGUGUUUAUUGUUGGAGCCACAAACAGACCGGACAUCAUUGACCCAGCCAUCCUGCGGCCUGGACGCCUGGAUCAGCUGAUUUAUAUCCCCCUCCCCGAUGAGAAAUCCAGAACGUCCAUUUUGAAGGCCAACCUGAGGAAGUCGCCAAUAGCGAAGACCGUGGACUUGGCGUACCUGGCUAAAAUAACCCACGGCUUCUCGGGCGCCGACCUCACCGAGAUCUGCCAGCGGGCGUGCAAACUGGCGAUUCGGGAGGCCAUCGAGGCAGAGGUCAAGCGGGAGCAGGAACACCAAAACCACCCGGACAUCGCCAUGGAGGACGACUACGAUCCUGUCCCUGAGAUUCGCCGUGACCACUUUGAGGAGGCCAUGAGGUUCGGACGCCGAUCGGUCAGCGACAACGACAUCAGGAAAUACGAGAUGUUCGCCCAGACCCUCCAACAGAGCCGAGGCUUCGGGAACUUCAGGUUUCCAUCUGCCAAUCCAAACAGUGGACAGGGGAGUAGUGAUGGAGGGAGCGGAGGGAACCUGUAUCGUGAAGAGGGAGAUGAUGAUCUUUACAACUGAGCAGCGAGUCAAAGGUCAAAGUUUACAGGUCAUGGCUUGGGGACGGCAGCCUAUACCCUGCACCUUGUACAUCGCCAAGGACAGAACUGUUACCUUGAACCUUGCGGGGAAGCAGUACCUAAUCUGCGGCAGUUUGGACUCCGAAUUUACUUCAGCUUCACGAACUCUCUGACCCGUGUCCCAGUGUUUGGUUAAUGGCGGGUAUGGGUUGAUAGCUCAACGCUUUGUACAGUACACAGGGCGUAAAUGUGAUGGUCCAUUCACCAUUGGCUGUGUGGGGGCAAUGGGUGCACGCUUGUGUGAGUGUGUGUGCGUGUGCGUGUGUGUUUGUGUGCGAGCACGUCUGUGUGUACACUAAGACUGCCGUCCAUCCAAAUUAGCCUGGCCUUUCACAAUGUUACUGGACAAAACCAAAAACCCCAGAUUAAAAAAAGGACCUUUCUGUUUUUUAAGGUACUUCUGUGAUUUA
Carcharodon carcharias (great white shark) is the source of this 3026-nucleotide messenger RNA. Its product is annotated as transitional endoplasmic reticulum ATPase-like. NCBI's taxonomy places the organism in Eukaryota, Metazoa, Chordata, Chondrichthyes, Lamniformes, Lamnidae. Gene Ontology annotation, cellular component: VCP-NPL4-UFD1 AAA ATPase complex; cytosol; nucleus. Gene Ontology annotation, biological process: mitotic spindle disassembly; retrograde protein transport, ER to cytosol; autophagosome maturation. The record is from RefSeq and is a predicted model, not a curated record. Gene Ontology annotation, molecular function: ATP binding; ATP hydrolysis activity; polyubiquitin modification-dependent protein binding. The coding region runs from base 143 to 2557 and encodes 804 amino acids. The transcript is spliced from 18 exons.